GCGAAGACGUGUCGGAUUUUCAUUCAAAGAAGUUGGACGUUGGGAGUUUUCUCGGUCUCCUUUCGGCCCAGCGCGUGCGAGACACGUCGCUUUACACAGCUUUGCCUAGUAAGUCGUCACGCGUCUAAGCAAAUUAAUUUGUGCAAGUGUCGUUGUCUUCGUCGUCAUCACUUCGGCCGGCGUUCGAGAGAGGUCCUUUCAGCGGGAUCGCAAGACACGGGACACAAAAAGACCCACGAUGCGAUCCAGCGGUGAAAUGCCAGCGCUCUUGCUGAUUCUCGUGGUGUGUCUGCAAGCAUCGUUCCUCCUUGUCACCGGGAGAUCCCUGAAAGAAGGCGAAUGCGAAGUGUGCGUGGGUGUUCUCAAGAAGCUGCACGGUCGGCUGGAAGUGGAAGAGAGGACGAACGAGGACUCCAUCACAGCGGGAUUCAUGGAAUUCUGCAAAGAUGCUAAAGGACCAGAGCAGCGCUUUUGCUACUAUGUGGGUGGCCUUGAGGAAUCUGCUACACGCAUCGUGGGUGAGAUGUCCAAGCCAUUCAGCUGGGGCAUGCCCCACUUGAAGGUGUGCGAGAAGCUUCUAGCCAAGGAUGCCCAGAUCUGCGACCUCAAGUACCCAAAGGUUAUCGAUUUGAAGACAGUGGACCUGAAGAAGCUCAAGGUGAAGGACCUGAAGAAGAUCCUCAACGACUGGGACGAGCGGUGCGAAGGCUGUGUCGAGAAGACGGACUUUGUCAGGAGGAUAGAGGAGCUCAAGAAGGUUCACAUGCGCGAAGAACUCUGACCUCUGCGCGGUGCUUGCGUUGCUGUACAGAUGGACCACCACAAUGGCUGCCACUGCAAGACGUGUCACUCCUACUGGUCACCGACCCUUUGGCCCCCCUCUUUUUUGUUGUUGUUGGCAAUGCAGUGGUGUCCUUGGUUACAUUUUCGGGGAAAGGGUGGGUAGCAUUCUAAUUUAUCAACUUUUUACACCUCUUCUAUGUACAGGGCAUUGAGUAAAAGACUCACUUUUUUUUCAUCUCAUGUGUGUACGCACAGGAAAUGAAGUCAUCUUUUUGUUCUUGUACACAUACUCUGUGCGCUCAUUUUGCUGUUUAAGGUUACCUGGAACAACGCUCUCACCUAGUGAAGACUGUGUUCUGGGUGCACAACAUUGGGACUAAAACUGGAAACUUACUCAUCGGCGAGAAAAAUUAAAACGUUUUGUGCAUUC
Rhipicephalus sanguineus (brown dog tick) is the source of this 1213-nucleotide messenger RNA. RefSeq names its product mesencephalic astrocyte-derived neurotrophic factor homolog (gene Manf). NCBI's taxonomy places the organism in Eukaryota, Metazoa, Arthropoda, Arachnida, Ixodida, Ixodidae. Gene Ontology annotation, biological process: neuron projection development; dopaminergic neuron differentiation. Bases 239 to 781 code for a protein of 180 amino acids. The transcript is spliced from 4 exons. The record is from RefSeq and is a predicted model, not a curated record. Gene Ontology annotation, cellular component: endoplasmic reticulum.